Molecule: messenger RNA, 581 nt
Organism: Colossoma macropomum (tambaqui)
Lineage: Eukaryota; Metazoa; Chordata; Actinopteri; Characiformes; Serrasalmidae
Gene: srrm4
Product: serine/arginine repetitive matrix 4
Exons: 6
Coding region: 42-581 (179 amino acids)
Biological process (GO): neuron maturation; regulation of RNA splicing; mRNA processing
Cellular component (GO): nucleus
Molecular function (GO): mRNA binding
Source: RefSeq, a predicted model, not a curated record
UGUUUGCCCCACUGGUUUGACCCCCUCCGCGCGGGGUUACCAUGGCCACCGUGCUGCAGGGUCAGAAGCAGCUCCUGGAGAAGUUGUGGAAAGGCGCGUGCAGAGCCGUAACCACGCCCAGGCCUGAGAGCGUCAUCAUCGCGAGCAUCGCCGCGCGCCGAGCACACAGCAGCGCGUUGGUGCCAAAGAGCAGUGUGGCCCCGCUACUGCCAGCAGAACCGGAACCAGAACCAGCACCGCAACUGAAGGCCACGGAAAGGAAGCGGCGCACCAAACGCAGCAGCACACGGAAACAUCACAGCCGCCAUCGGUCUCGCAGUGUGUCUUUUGAUGCUGAUUUUUCUACCCGGCCAGCACCCAAAGGGAAGAAAAAGAAGAAGAAAGAGAGGAAGAGGAGAAGAGAAAGGUCCCCCUCCUUCAGUCCGUCACCCGUGAGGAAGAAGAAGAAGAAGAAGAAGAGCUCGAAGAAAAGGAAGCAACACAGGUCUGCUUCCAAGAAGAGAAGACACAGAUCCUGUCUGGCACUGCGAGACUACGUCACAACAAGAUAUUACAUGAUGAAUACACUGCCUGACGCCUGA